GAGAGAGAGAGAGAGAGGGAGAUGGGAUGGGAGUGUUAAAAGUUAAAACCGCGUAGGGAAGUAUGGUUGUCUAGUUGCGCCGUGUGACCGAUCUCAUCUUCUUCCUACUUUCGCAUUGAAUUGAAGUCUUCCUAUAGCUUCAUUUCCCUUUCACACACAAUUAACUUUCUCUAUCUCUCUCUCUCAGUCUCGCUCAGUCUCUCUCUCUCUCUCCUCCGAGCCAAAUUUAGGCUCUACAUCUUAGAAUCCUCAUUACAUCUUCAGAGCAGCACAUAGAUUUCAGUACAUGGCUUCACUUCCACACUGCAGUUGCAGAAAGGUAUUCCUCUUUUAUCUUCUGGUAUUUGUCUUCACGUCUAUAUUCGCCUGUGUCUACACUGAAACCCAAACACGAAGUAAUGAGAUUUUUGGUAGAAAACUGUUAGAUUCACAAAAACACGAUCAGGCAAUUAAGAAGAAAACCAGUACACUGUCCACCAAAAACCAAACCAAACUCAUUAAACCUUCAAUUUCAACCAAAAACCAAACCAAACUCAUCAAGACCACCACAGGUUCAACCAAAAAUCAAACCAAACUUCUCAAACUCACCUCCAAUGAAUCCAAAAACAAAACCAAACUCAUCAAACCCACCUCAGAAUAUUCAACCAAAGAAACACCCACCAUCAAAGCCCAGCUCAAGAAGCUCAAUUCCACCUCAAAGGCCUCAAAUUCAACCAAAUCCAGUUCACUCCUCACCAUGAAGUCCUCAGAUCUAGUUAAACCAGGCACACCCAAGAACAAAACUGCCAAACCCAUCACCACAAAACCAAACCAAACCCAGUCAGACAAGAAACUCAGUGAACCAAAAUCCAGAACUCAGAAUAAGAACCAGGCCACAGAUAAACAAGCAAAGCAACAAAAGACUCAAAAACCAACACAACCAAGUUGGUUUGAUCAACAAGAUGAAGAUGACUUGGUCUCAGAAUUCAGAGAUCUACCCUCCAAAUUUCAAGAAGCGUUUCUGCCAGAUAUGGAGAGAAUAUCUAAAAGUUCCAAAGUUUAUCUCACCAAAGCCAACAAAGAGAUUACCAAAGGGUUCAAAUCCAUUGUGGGUAACGAAUAUGCACCCACCAUUGCUUCUAUAGUCUCAUUUGCCUUCAUUCUAAUCCCUCUCCUUCUAGUCUCCCUCAUUUUCACUCGUAUCAAAGCCUAUUUUUCUCUCCAAAAGCUCUUGAUUUGCAUCCAAGUUUAUCUCUCUAUAUACUUCUCUAUCCUCUGCCUCUCUUCACUGGUCACUGGUCUCGAGCCACUGAGGUUUUUCUACGCUACUUCGCAGUCCACCUACAUCUGUGUACAGGUACUGCAAACGCUUGGAUAUGUAUUUUACCUUCUGCUGCUGUUGAUGUACUUGGUUCUGGUGUUCUCUACUGAGGCUGGGCUGGUCUCGAAGUUAUUGGUCCUGGGCCAGAUUUUUGUGAGCUUUGGUGUGGGCCUCCAUUAUUACAUGACGGUGUUUCACAGGGCCGUGUUGCAUCAACCGCCCAAGACUAGUUGGAGAGUUGCCGCCAUUUAUGCCACGUGUUUUCUUGUGAUUUGUCUGUUGGCUAGGGCUGAGAGGAGGAAGAAGGCUUAUUUGGCAGGUGAUGGUGAGGGCAAAAAUAGCUAAUUUCUUCUAUGAAGUCAUUUUUUUCUUCUUCUUUUCUCUUCCUUUUAAGUGCUUGGGUUUAAUUUUCAAGUUAAAAGCAGUGAAAAGGUUGGCUUUUAAACUUGUUUUCCCCUUUUACAACUUGUCAUUCAUUAAAAUUAUGAAUAAAGGUUGGAUUUAUUUUUGUCAUUCUGCCACGUGUGAACUCUUUUGGGUGGUUUGUGCAUACCAUUGCGGUUAAGUUGUUAG
This is a messenger RNA of Ilex paraguariensis (yerba mate), 1873 nucleotides long. The record is from the annotation of a GenBank genome assembly. Lineage: Eukaryota; Viridiplantae; Streptophyta; Magnoliopsida; Aquifoliales; Aquifoliaceae.